Molecule: messenger RNA, 985 nt
Organism: Olea europaea var. sylvestris
Lineage: Eukaryota; Viridiplantae; Streptophyta; Magnoliopsida; Lamiales; Oleaceae
Product: transcription initiation factor TFIID subunit 11-like
Exons: 5
Coding region: 158-793 (211 amino acids)
Biological process (GO): RNA polymerase II preinitiation complex assembly; transcription initiation at RNA polymerase II promoter
Cellular component (GO): transcription factor TFIID complex; nucleus
Molecular function (GO): transcription coactivator activity; protein heterodimerization activity
Source: RefSeq, a predicted model, not a curated record
UCCCAAGGCGGUUUCAAUGUUAUGACCCAACAGUAAAACCUCACUAUUGCCACUCAAACAGCCGUCGGGAAACUUGAGACUUGAGAGACCCACUGCUCCUGCGAAUCCAACAGCUACUGGGCGCUUUUUUAAACGGCUGUAGGGUACAGAUUUCCAAAUGAAGAAAUCCAAGGAUCCUUUUGAAAUUGCAUUUGUGGAGCAAGAUGAAUCACCCCCUGAAUCACCCACUAGCCCUGAUGAGACUGAGGCAAAAACUCCAGGUGCCCUCACUCUGGAUGUUGGUGAUGAUGAUGACAUCGGUAAUGAUCUUCGUCAUAGAGACCCUUCAACAUCUGCACCUACUUCAAACCCCAUUGGGACUACUGGCCCUACUGGAAAGUCCAAAGAAGAAGAUGAGGAAGAAGAAGAAGAGAACAUGGAUGUUGAGCUGGGCAAGUUCCCUUCUAGUGGCGAUCCCGAUAAAACAGCCAUUAUGCAGAAUAUUCUUUCUCAAUUUACGGAGAAGCAGAUGAGUAGAUAUGAAUCAUUUCGUAGAUCUGGAUUUCAGAAAUCAAACAUGAAACGGUUAUUGACAAGCAUAACUGGAAGUGCCAAAAUUUCUAUGCCUACGACAAUCGUGGUAUCUGGAAUAGCAAAAAUGUUCGUUGGGGAGCUUGUUGAAACAGCCAGAAUAGUGAUGGCAGAGAGAAGGGAGUCUGGGCCAAUCAGGCCGUGCCACAUCAGAGAAGCGUAUAGAAGACUAAAACUUGAAGGUAAGAUUCCAAAAAGAUCAGUGCCAAGGCUUUUCCGCUAAAAGAAUCUGGUAGUAACUUGCAGUAUUCCAUGGUGUACUCUUACCGAACUUCAAGAUCCGUCAUCUUUUCCUGGUAAAUAUGACCUUAACAGUUCGGCAAGGAUGCUUGUAUUUGCACAUAAAUAUUUGCUCCAUGGCUUGCCCAGAUCAUAAAAAAUUGCACAGGAGUUCAAUAAUGAAUGAAUUUCAACA